Messenger RNA from Acanthoscelides obtectus, 309 nucleotides. The record is from the annotation of a GenBank genome assembly. NCBI's taxonomy places the organism in Eukaryota, Metazoa, Arthropoda, Insecta, Coleoptera, Chrysomelidae.
AUGGAGAGACACAAGAGAGCCGUGCUUGUCCUUUCUACUUGCCAUACAGAUGACACAGUGCAGGUUCAACGGCGUGGACACGUUAUUCACAAGCCGAAAGCCAUAAUUGAUUACAAUCGUGGGAAAUCCUCAAUUGAUAUAUCUGACCAAAUGUUACAGUACUGCUCUACGUCGCACAAUUCGGUGGUCUGCUGCGCGAGGAAGCACGUUUACCAAGACCUUGAACUCAUAAGCGAAUGUUGCCAGCAGGUAAAUUCUGCUAUUCUCAAUGGACAUCCCCAGAACGUAGCUUCAAGGCAGGUUUUCUAA